GUAUAGGUACAUUGGGCAUGUACAUGACGUGCAUACCCUUGUUUCUUGUUCAGUCCCUAAAGGGGAUCCAAUGGUACGUGUACAAUUCGACGAACUCCUGUUUAAUGUUAAACUUCUCUAACAAACAUAAACUUGCCUUGAAAGAUCCAUAGCACCCAUAACCACGCCCGAUAACGAGAUAUUCAAAUCACUCUUAUUUUGAUAUUCCCUCUUUCCAUCCCAUUGCUAGACAUAUACUUUUCUUUUUCACUUUCACUUUGAAGAACUUAGCUUUAUUAUUUUCUACGAAGACUAUCGUUUAACCGUGACUUGCGUACCCGACAAUUCAAACAUAAUACCCAUCACGAAUGUUACCAUCCGGCCGAAUCCCGAUUUGACCGAAAUCGAGAAAUUGCCAAUUCCACGACGUAGAUAAGAACGAAACCCUCUCACGAGAUAUAUUCACCCCGAUAAAAUCAAUGUUAUCCCCCAAUCGACAUCAGCCAUAGCCUCCUUAGGCUCGUAUCGUCCUUAGAAUAUGGCCGAUACGGGUUCAACAUCACGCCCUUCCGCGCCUAGAUCUACAACCGGUUUAGCACCCGCCGGCGUCGAUGAUACCAGUGCUGUGAGGUCGCGGAGCAAAAAAGCUCCAGCUAAUAGAGAUGCGGCAAAGACGCCGAGCUUAACGCUCGACCAAAGUAGUCGAGGGGCGAGUCCGAUGCCGUCCGCGCGUCUCGGUAAUAGUAAUCUCCUUUCGAGCGGACGGUCAAGCCCCUCCAAUGCCGCCUUUUCGCGUGGACUUCUUGAGGGUUCAUGGACACCGACUUGGGCUUCUAUACAGGAUUUUACAUCUUCGUUGUUAGAAGGUGGUUAUAGUAGUGAACCUUCUCGUCCUAAUAGUCGGAAUGGACCUAAAUCGCGACCGAAGUCGAUAUGGAAGGGGUUUGGAAGUAAUAAGUCUUCUAGCAACUGGGGUCCAGCACCCCCAACCGGAUCACGACCGGCCGCUGGAGAUAUAGCAGCAGGAUCCCUCGCCGAGCGAGAGGCACAAUUGAAGGCUAGGAAAACGGCUAGUGUAUUAGAGAGUUAUGACGGAGUCAAUGGUGGUCUAGAUGUUUCUGGAAAAUAUAAGAGGAGGAAUUCAGACGAGGCACCGCGGAGUACAGUCGAUCCUGUAGUCGAAGAACACCUAGUCUACCUACACCAUGUGCAACCUACAGACACAUACGCCGGUAUUAUUCUACGUUAUAGAUGCCAGGAGCACGCAUUUCGAAAGGCAAAUGGGUUGUGGUCCAGGGAUAAUAUCCAGAUACGGAAACACCUUAUGAUACCGGUUGAUGCGUGCGAAACCAAGGGGCGACCAUGCGAUCCCCCAUCGCAAUACUCGCGGAAGGUUGAUCUUCUAGCUACUACGCCACAACCCGCCAAUUCCCCAAGUCCAUUCUCACCCACAUCUGCAUCUACCCCACAACCACAAGCACUCCACGACAGUUACUUCGAGUCUAUUAGUAGCAAAUCAGCAGGCAAUCCCUUACAGGAAGACGAGGAACAGCCCUGGACACACGUUCGCUGGGUAAAACUAGACUGGGUCCAGGAACCGGUAGAAAUCGUCCGGGUCUCACGGAAAUCCAUGGGUUACUUCCCACCACGACGAAAGAAGAGUGUACACACAGUUUCCGCCUUCUCGACCCCGCGCCACUCUCUCGACCUCUCAAAAACCAUAACCAAUUCCUCCGAAGUCAUCGACAACAGCCCCGGGCGCCUAUCCUCACGUCGGCAGAGUUCGCUCGGAGCUCGCCCUACACCAGCCAGUCUGGGCACCUCAUCAUCAGCUAGAAGCAGAGUCACGAGUCUAGGCGAAUCCGACGGCAUUCCGGCAUGGAUGCGGCGGCCCGGUGGUGUAGGAUCGAUGGGGAAAAGCGUCAAGGCACCCGGACCCGCGAAGGACUCGUUCAAUGCCUGGGUCAAUAAACGCUUACCAGGCUUCAACAUCGACUCUAUGCCCUCGAUGUCGGUAAUGGGAUCCGAGACCGCGCAUUUUGGGUUCACGAACCAUGGUAAUACGAGCGGAGGCCUGGAGGAAGCACCGGGGAUCGUGGAGAGUCCGUUUGAGGAAGGACGGAAUGCUACGUCGCCGACUAGGAAUGGUGGGAUUGGGAUUGAGCAGGCGGCGGCUUCGGUGGAGAGUUGGUUGAGGAAUGCUUGGGCGAGACGGCCUAGUACGCCGAGAUUGGGGUCCCAGAGGAGGGUACAGCAGGAGGAUUUGGAUUUGAUAGAAUUGACUGAUACUGGGAGUGAGGAUGGACGGUUGACUAGGACGCCUGAAAGAAGUGUGCCGGGCUCGAGUGCGAGGAGUGAAGGGGAGGGAGUGGUUAGAGGGAGGUCGGUUGGGACGGUGACGCCGACGGGGAGGGAUAAGGGGAAGAAGAGUGAUUGAUUGGGGUGGGGAUAAGAAGAUCAAGAUCAAGAUCACAUUUCGAUAGACGGUCCGAUUCGAUAUAUGCGUGUUUGUUCAGCGUCUCGACGUCUUCUUAUUCGAGAUCGAGAUCCCGUAUGUGUGUGAGUGCGUUGUUAUUGUUGUGUGGGCGAUUGAGCAUUGCUGGAGGCGUUUAUGGAUGGAAAUCCCAUGGCGUUUUUUAUCGUCUUCCAAUCUUCUUCGUCUCUGUCUACUGGCUUCGGUUGGAUACAUGUGUAUAUAUACAUCAUGAUAUAUACAUAGCUUAGGUACUACUAUCAUGAGGCAACUAUGUUUGGAGGAUUAGACAGUUUAGGGAGGUAGAAUUAUCGGAAUAUCCUACAGAUUAUGUACUGCCCUGCUUAGGUAUACUUAGCAGCUAUUUGGCUGCUUAGAGGGACUGGGAAUUGAUUUGUAAAAUUUGUCUUAGUUUCCAUCUAUAAUUGUGUUUUGGUGAUGGGAUUAUAAUGGUGUUGAAUCUUAGAAGCAAUAGGGGAGUUUAUAGCUUAUCUAAGCUAUUCAGGCACGAUAAGAUAAAUAAUACAGGGCC
Molecule: messenger RNA, 2984 nt
Organism: Hypoxylon trugodes
Lineage: Eukaryota; Fungi; Ascomycota; Sordariomycetes; Xylariales; Hypoxylaceae
Product: carbohydrate-binding module family 50 protein
Exons: 1
Coding region: 518-2416 (632 amino acids)
Source: RefSeq, a predicted model, not a curated record